CAAUUCGCAGAGCUGACUGAAGUGCUCUUCCGCUUUCUGACAGAGCCCAAGGAGGUGGAAAGAUUUCUCACUCAGCUCUCAGACUUUGCCACCAUGAAUAAAAUCAGCUUGGCCCCGCUGAAAAACAUUGUCAAAAGUAUUCUUCUGGUACCCAACGGUGCCCUGAAGAGGAAUUUGUCUUCCGAACAAGUCAGAGCAGAUUUUAUUGCUCUAGGCCUCAGUGAAGAGAAAGCCAGUUAUUUUGCAGAACAGUGGAAGGUGAAUUCCCCCACCCUAACACGCCUGGCUGUGGGUCAGACGCUGAUGAUUAACCAGCUGGUAGAUAUGGAGUGGAAGUUUGGAGUGACUGCUGGGAGCAGUGAGCUGGAAAAAGUGGGAAGUAUCUUCUUACAGCUGAAGCUGGUGAUUAAAAAAGGAAGCCAAAUGGAAAACGUGUAUGUUGAGUUAACUUUGCCCCAGUUCUACAGUUUUCUGCAUGAAAUGGAACGGGUCAAAACCAGCCUGGAAAGCUUCAGCUGA
Messenger RNA from Acanthisitta chloris (rifleman), 519 nucleotides. It is a transcript of the gene COMMD7, whose product is annotated as COMM domain containing 7. The annotation marks the transcript as partial. The transcript is spliced from 8 exons. Gene Ontology annotation, biological process: negative regulation of DNA-templated transcription; tumor necrosis factor-mediated signaling pathway. The record is from RefSeq and is a predicted model, not a curated record. NCBI's taxonomy places the organism in Eukaryota, Metazoa, Chordata, Aves, Passeriformes, Acanthisittidae. Gene Ontology annotation, molecular function: NF-kappaB binding.